Aspergillus luchuensis is the source of this 1284-nucleotide messenger RNA. RefSeq lists its product as uncharacterized. The record is from RefSeq and is a predicted model, not a curated record. Bases 1 to 1284 code for a protein of 427 amino acids. NCBI's taxonomy places the organism in Eukaryota, Fungi, Ascomycota, Eurotiomycetes, Eurotiales, Aspergillaceae. The transcript is spliced from 4 exons.
AUGGGGUCCGAACUGGGGGUCACUGCCGCAUCCACGCCCCAGCCAGCCUAUACUCCGGUCAGUAUAUGGUGGACCUGCUGGGCGGGCACCUGGACGGUUAUUGUUGCGUCUGGCGUGGCCUAUCUCAUCGCCCAUCGCAACACGCCUCCCCUCCUGCUGCGGGGCCUCGGGCUGUCGCUGUCCGCCGUUGUUAUGCUUCAUGUUUAUUGGGCUUCAGUGCAAUUCGGAACCAUGAUUGGUACCAUCAUGCCCGGAGAUGCCGAGUACUGGAUCAUGGGCACCUAUCUACCGUGUGGCAUUGCCCUGUUCCACGCGUCGAACAGUCGCUUCUACCACGUGGCAAAGCUCCAGAAAGGCUAUAUCAUUCGUAGUAGUGGCGGGAAUGAUUUAUCCUCCACCUCGAGGGGCAAGCUCGGUGCCGUAGACCGGUUCCAUCGCCUUGCAUACACUACCAAGAUCCCCGUGUUUGUUACGGUGGCGUCGCUCGUUCAGGUAUUUCUCACGAUCUUGAUGUGGCUCAUCUCUCGCAAAUGGCAUCGUACUUGGGGGAUUCCAGGCACCGAGGUCCAUGGAACCGAGAUGCAGCAAAAGUCGGCAAUGGGCCGGGGCUGGGAGUGGUGGCCUGGCGUGUUGGGACAAACUCUUGGCUCCAGCUCCAGCUCUCGGGAUAGCAUAUUCACCAAGCGUGCGCUUGAAUGUGUCUUGGCGCGCAAUCCUGCCCCGCUGCAGGAUUUCUCCGCCCAUCGCGACUUUUCCGGAGAGAACAUAGCUUUCCUGACCCGAGUGGCAGAAUGGAAGAGCUCGCUGCCCCAUGCGGUCUGGGAUAGCAGGAUUUUAGACUAUGGAGAUCUUACCGACUUGAUUCGGGAGCAGUUUCACCGCGCGCUGUGUAUUUACACGACGUUCAUCAGUAAUCGCCAUGCGCAGGUUCCGAUCAACAUCUCUUCGCAGGACCGGAAGGAGCUGGAGAACGUCUUCGAGCGCCCUGCUGGGCUUCUCUUCGGAGACGGGCGCCCGGCGAAUCCCGCCGUUCCGUUCGAUUCGCCAGGCUAUGGUCCCACGCCCUCAGCGUCUCCGAUCGCCUCCAUCAAGGCCGAGUCCGGUUCGCUAUUCGCCGACAAUGGCCAGGUGCAAUACUGGGGCGAGAUUCCCCAGACAUUCAAUGCGACGGUCUUUGACCGAGCCGAGGAGAGCAUCAAGGAUCUCGUCCUCACCAACACGUGGCCUAAGUUUGUUCGAAGUUGCGGCAUCGCAGCUGAGGUUGCUUUGCUGGCGGAAAGCUAG